AUGCUGGCGGAGGCCGUCCACAGCCUGGUGGAUGUGGCCAAUCAGGUCCUGCUGCGAGUGGGCAUCCGCAAAGCCGAAAAGGGUCCCACCAAGGCGCACCCCUUUGGCUACUCGCGGGACCAGUUUGUUUGGCCGCUGAUAUCAGCCGUGGGCAUCUUCUGCUGCGGCGCGGGCGUGUCCUUCAUACACGGCGUGCAGGGGCUGUUCACGCCCCACGAAGUGGGCAACCUCUUCUGGUCGUUUGUGGUCCUGGGCGUGUCAUUUGCGCUCGAGAGCCACUCGCUCGCAGUAGCGGUGGCUACGCUCAAGAAGCGGGCGACACGGCAGGGCAUGACCCUCUGGACGUACGUCAAGACCGGCUCCGACCCAGCGGCCACGGCAGUCAUGAUGGAGGACGGCGCUGCGGUGGCCGGCCUGGCGAUUGCGGCGGGCUGCCUGGGGCUGGUCCAGGUGACAGGCAACGCGGUGUGGGACUCUGUCGGGUCCAUCGCGGUGUCUGCGGUGCUGGCCAUCGUGGCGGUCGCGCUCAUCCAGCGUAACAGGAAGUGGCUGAUUGGCAAGUCGAUGCCAACGGAGGGCGAGGCGCUCAUAACAGAGUACCUGCGGCGGCAGCCGGUGCUGCGCAGCGUCACAAACGUUAAAACGGAGGAGCUGGGGAUUCGCAACUACAGGCAAGCGGAGAUUGCCUUCAACGGCGCUGAGCUGGCGCGGCGCUGCCUGGACCGGGUGGGGCGGCAGCGGCUGUACCAAGCGCUAGCAGCGGCCGCCCAGCGGCGGGACGCCGACGUCAUGGACGCGCUGCUCAUGCAGUUUGCAACCGUCACCGUCAGCGCGGUGGGCGCGGAGGUGGACCGAAUGGAGCAGGACAUAAUGCAGAUCGUCCCGGGGGUACGCUACGUGGAUCUGGAGACUGACCGCGGCAAGCCCCUGCGGCCGCCGAGCCCCGCGACGCUCGCGCGCCAGCAGGCGUCGCUCGCGGACUGGCGGGCGCGGCAGCGGCUGGACUACUCCGGCGCGGACAGCGACCACCUCGCAGACCUGGUCAACUUCCCGCUCGGAAGUUUGACCAGCCUUGAAUCCGUCGAUGACGCGGAGGACUGGACCUUUAAGACGGAGAGACUCACAGGGCGGGAGCAGCAGCAGGAAGCGGACAACCACGCGCCGGCGGGCGCCGAGGGGCCCGGGCAAACGCCGGCCGACGCGACCGCGACGGCGGCGGCCGGCGAGGGCCAGCACGGGCACGAGCGGGGGAACAGGGGCGAGCCCGUGGGCAACAGCAGCAGCAGUGGUGGCGGUACCGCGACCAAAUGA
Molecule: messenger RNA, 1311 nt
Organism: Monoraphidium neglectum
Lineage: Eukaryota; Viridiplantae; Chlorophyta; Chlorophyceae; Sphaeropleales; Selenastraceae
Product: Metal tolerance protein C4
Exons: 9
Coding region: 1-1311 (436 amino acids)
Biological process (GO): zinc ion transport; transmembrane transport
Cellular component (GO): membrane
Molecular function (GO): monoatomic cation transmembrane transporter activity
Source: RefSeq, a predicted model, not a curated record